Molecule: messenger RNA, 1185 nt
Organism: Misgurnus anguillicaudatus (oriental weatherfish)
Lineage: Eukaryota; Metazoa; Chordata; Actinopteri; Cypriniformes; Cobitidae
Product: sorting nexin-16
Biological process (GO): endosome to lysosome transport; protein targeting to lysosome; early endosome to late endosome transport
Cellular component (GO): late endosome; early endosome
Molecular function (GO): phosphatidylinositol binding
Source: RefSeq, a predicted model, not a curated record
AAGGCAGUGACUUAGACUGGACCUGAUUCCUUAUCCAGCAGUGCACGCUUGAGAAGAAGAUGUUUUACCAGAACCACAGUCCAGAGGUUGUAAGGAGAGGAAAUGGGAUUGAAUUCAAGAAGAAUGGGUUCUCUAGAGAGAGUAAAGAGGAGACGUCACUCAUGGUCACCCUGCUUGGCUAUAAAGUUAUGGAACAGGAGACAAAAUACACAGUCUAUAAGAUCCUGGUAAAGCGAGCGCCGGACCACAGCUUUGUCAUUUUUAGACGAUACACAGACUUCUCACAACUACAUGACAAGUUAAGGGAGAUGUUUCCCUUAUUUACUUUUUCCUUGCCACCCAAGCGCUGGUUUAAGAACUUUAGUGCUGAAUUCCUGGAGGAGAGAAAAGUAGCCCUUGAAGACUUUCUGCAGAGUCUGGUUGCCAAUAAAGAUGUGAUUAAUAGCGAAGCAGUCAGAUGGUUCUUAUGCUUAGAUGAACCACCUGCAGCCAUUGACGGUCUGGAUGCCUGCUGCGACACCAAUUAUUGCCUUCAAAGACCAUCGGUGGAGAAGAAGUGUGAAAUUGAGACCCUGAGAAACUUCCUGGUGCACAAGGAGCUUCAAAUUAGCAGGCCUGAGAGAGCAAUGAUAGGGACUCGCACAGCUGCAAAUGGAGAGUUUUUAAGAAAGCAAGACUGUAGAGAAGGGGAACAUGAUGACCACAGGAAACCAAAUAAAAGUUCUGAAUUGCCAUUCAUGAGUCACGGAGCAUGCUGGUAUGGAUCAGCCACUGAGGAUGUUUUUACUAACAUCAAGAAGAACAUGGAUCUAGAAGACAAUUCCAAGAAUUCCAUGAGUGAAUAAAAACAGAAAAGAUAAAAAAUGCCACAUGUAUUAUGACAGGGUUGCUAUUAUCCUCAGGUUUGUUCUUGGCAUAAUAUGUCGUUACAAGAUUAACUAAAACAAAAACAUAUUUGGAGCUAAUGAAAACUAAUGACUAAUGAAAACAAUCCUGUAAAAUAUUUAUUAUUGCAUUUGUGAAUUAAAACCUGCGUUUGCAUUUUAUCCCUUUUGUGCAUUAUAAUAUAGGUGUUCUUAGAUGUAUUUUAACAUUUCUGCACCCAAACAAGCAUUUUAAAAUGUUUCUGAGGCUCCUGUGGUUUUGUUUGCAGUAAUAUCACAGUCUCACUCAUACAUUCUUGUA